AUGACGGGGCCCUCCUUCGAGCACCUUGCAUCUCUCGUCACAAUAUCCGACAUCGUCCCCUUGUCCCUUUUGCACCGACUUCAUCUUUCAGCUAGCAUGAAUUGCUGCAAGGCUUGCAACAAGUCGCCGCCCUCGGUGAACCUUAAGCGAUGCGCAAAGUGCUCCAUCACCUGGUACUGUUCGCGAGACUGCCAAAAGGUUGACUGGAAAGAGCACAAAAAGACGUGUGCCAAGCAAAGAGACGCACGAGGGGUGGACGAUGCUCCCAACACCAGCAACGUCAAGUCUCCUCCCAAAGGACUCGACCGUCCCAUUGUCAUGCCCUUCACGCAUCUGGAGAACGGCACCUGGCUUCACGACCGCCCGGAGAUGGACGUCUACCGCCUUCUCAUCGAUGCCUACCGCAUGUACGUCGAAGACCUGUACCAGAUCGAACAGUUCCAAGAGGAAGGCAGCAUCUACACCGGCGCACCCGACGGCCUGAGCUGCUUCCAGCGUUUCCUGACGCGUGUCGAAUCCCGCCCCAAUCUGCUGCCGCCCUGGUGGAAUGGUGAGAAGAGGCAGGCAUGCGAGAGCCUUGGCAUGGAUGCGUCCCAAUGGUGCGACCUGCGAUGUGCCGUCGAGAAGAGCGACAUCAUCGACCACUACGGCGACCCGCGCUUCCCGAUGCAGCUUCGCAUGUUUGCCGAACUCGUCAAUGGCCGAGGACCGGGCGGAUCAAACGGCACAGCAAUGAGAAAGGUCAUGGUGGCAAUGGAGCAGGGCACCAGCCAAUUUCACGCUUCCACCAUUGAUGCGACGACGGGGAAAGUGUCCAAGGUUCGCUCUUAA
Molecule: messenger RNA, 831 nt
Organism: Drechmeria coniospora
Lineage: Eukaryota; Fungi; Ascomycota; Sordariomycetes; Hypocreales; Ophiocordycipitaceae
Exons: 1
Coding region: 1-831 (276 amino acids)
Biological process (GO): regulation of transcription by RNA polymerase II
Cellular component (GO): nucleus
Molecular function (GO): DNA-binding transcription factor activity, RNA polymerase II-specific
Source: RefSeq, a predicted model, not a curated record